Macrosteles quadrilineatus (aster leafhopper) is the source of this 5103-nucleotide messenger RNA. RefSeq lists its product as uncharacterized. NCBI's taxonomy places the organism in Eukaryota, Metazoa, Arthropoda, Insecta, Hemiptera, Cicadellidae. Gene Ontology annotation, molecular function: phosphatidylcholine lysophospholipase A1 activity. The record is from RefSeq and is a predicted model, not a curated record. Bases 194 to 1501 code for a protein of 435 amino acids. The transcript is spliced from 14 exons.
AAUUUUAUUGCCAUUGCAUUGACUGCAUUUGCAAUUUUCAUUUUUUCUAGUUGUUACUGCGUUGAGCGUUUGUUUUGUUUACAUUUUUAUAUUUUAUUUGAUCUUGAUAUUAAAUUUUUAUUUUAUUUUUAACUGAAUCCAAUUAGGUGUAGGCUAUUUGAAAACAAGUAUAUAAGUUAGUAACACAGGCUAAAUGGUGAAAGUCGAUUUAACUUCACAGCGUUUUACCUCACGUUUGCUGGAUGCGUUGCUUUCAUCCCCAGCAAAGGCCAGCACACAAACUAAAAAAGAUGCUGAUGACAACACAAGUUCCCUGGGACGCAAUACCGGUACACCACAGAUGAUCCAUGAACUUUCAUCUCCAGCAAAGGCCAGCACACAAACUAAAAAAGAUGCUGAUGACAACACAAGUUGCCUGGGACUCAAUACACCACAGAUGAUCCAUGAAAACAAAGCAAAGAGAAAAAGAAUAACAUGGGGCGAUUCAACCAGUACAGCAAACACCCAAGACAAUUCAAACAAAGCAAAGAGAAAAAGAAUUACAUUGAGUGAUUCAACCCGUACAGAAAAAACUCAAGACAAUUCAAACAAAGCAAAGAGAAAAAGAAUUACAUUGGAUGAUUUAACCCAUACAGCAACAACCCAAGACAACUCAAACAAAGCAAAGAGAAAAAGAAUUACAUUGGAUGAUUUAACCCAUACAGCAACAACCCAAGACAAUUCAAACAAAGCAAAGAGAAAAAGAAUUACAUUGGAUGAUUUAACCCAUACAGCAACAACCCAAGACAAUUCAAACAAAGCAAAGAGAAAAAGAAUAACAUGGGGCGAUUCAACCAGUACAGCAAACACCCAAGACAAUUCAAGUUGGAGCCAAAACCAGACAGAGGCAGAGGAAAGACUCCAACCAGAACUAAGAGGGUACCAAUUGAUAGGGGACAGCCAAUUCUGCCGUUUCGGGCAGAAGUUGCUGGGUCUGCAGAGAGUCCCUAUGCACAACUGCCCUGGCAGAAUUGGCCUAUGCGUCAGUGGACAAACAAUCACUGACCUCCAUUCUCGUGUUAGGCAUCAUUUCUACCCUAUCUCAUCAAACAUCAUCGUUAUGAUCGGCACAAAUGACUUUUUAAGAAAUGUAAGUGUGAGCAAAAUGUGCCAAGAGCUUUCUUCGCUUAUCAAGACCUUACAAAAGAGUGCCAAAAGAAUCAUAUUGUUGACUUUGCCGCCAAUCCCAAAACUGGCAGAGGAGAGCUCCAUCCACUAUCAACUGUUAGAAUGCUACAACGAGCAUAUAAGGAGCCUGGAAAAUGGUGAUACUUUGAGGAUCGCAGACGUCAGUCCCUUGUACAUGUAUUCUGCCCCAGAUGAAAGAUGCAGAAUGCAUCUCUUUGAACAGGUUUUCAAAGGUUCCAGCCCUGGAUAUGCAAAAAACAGACCCGAUCUCAUUCACCUGAAUAAGUCAGGACUUGAAAUAAUCCAAAAAUUUAUCAUUAAAAAUUUUUUUUGAAAGGCCUUUACUCAAAAGUAGUAAAAAGUUACUAUCGAUAGUCACACUAUCGAUAUUUUUUGAUAGUUUUUUAAAAACUAUCGAUACUAUCGAUAGUACUAUCGAUAGUUACUCAAAUGGAGUUUUAAUGCAUAUAAUAUUGUAUAUCCUUCCUGCAUGGGUUUAAUAAAUGGUUUCUAUCUAGUCGAAGAUAAAGCUGUAUCAGAUUAUUAAUUUUAACAAUUUGUGAGUGACGUCCUGGUGCCUCCUUUAUGAUUUUUUCUUUUCCAAAAUAUUAUAACAUUGGUAUAAAAUAACAAUAAGUUUUAGCAUUGACUAUAUAUACCUACAGAGUCAAUGGUUUUAGACGAACAGCAGGGAAAAUAAGGUUUAGUUAGUAAAAAAUUAAAGGAAAUGCCUAAUUGUGUAUUGAGGCAAAAUACGUCAUUACCGCUCGAGAACUGCGGCCAUAUUUCAAGAGUGGCAAUUAUGAUUCUUCCUACCACCAUAAUUAUUUCAUAAUAGCCUAUCACACGGAUUAACUUUCUGGAAGUAUAUAAAAAUGUCAUUUAGGUUGCAUCUGCAUUUCUAAGGUUAUUUGAUUUGCUUAUCGAUUGUUAACUAAGUUAACAUAUCAGAUCCGCGACUGUGGUUGGUGCAGAAACGAUAACUGUGAAAUCAGCUGAUUAGCGAGCGGGAAUGGGCUAUUUUGCGUACUGUUUACAGCUAUGGAAUGUGAUCAUUUUCAUGCACCGGUAGUUUAGGAAAAAAAUGUUAGUAUAAAUACCCCCGCCGCAGCAAACCUGCCGACUAAGCGAAUUUCCAUUUGUCUGAAUUGAUUUUCAGUUAAAUAUAUUUUAAUAACAUUAGGUUUAACGAGUACCUAGGUUUGCUGCUACAAGGAAACUAAUAAAGUGUGUUUUUGAGUAAAAUAUUGAUAGCUUAGUACAAAAUAAAUAAAUUUGCCAAGUUUGAUCAAAAUAUAUCCAUAAACAAGCAAACUACAACAUUUGACAAUAUUCUCCAUAAGAAUAACAUGGGAAUUUUAAAUUUACAAUUUUUUUAAUUUUCUCCGUUACUAACAAUCGAACAAAAAUACUUUUACAUACUAAAUUAUUUGUUUUUUUAAGCUCUUUAAAAAGGUCUAAAGAGAAAUCGGGAAAUUUUGUGUUUUGAGGGUCAAAAGUGAGAAAAACCAAUUUUUACCCCAUAAAACCCCUUGUAAAGCCCCGUUCCCAUGGUCCGAUCGUGCUGGUUCGCGAACUCAUUCAAGUUUAUCCCGCUUUACACCUUUAAACUAAAUUUCAUCAAAAUCGGACAAAAAUUACUCAAGUUAUCGCGUUCACGGACGUAUAUAUAUAUAUAUAUAUAUAUAAGUCUAUAUAUAUAUAAAAAUUUGAACGAAUGGUGUUUUUGGCCUCUGGGGACAUCAAAAUGAAAAAGUAAAUCGGUCCCGGGUCUAGGUCUUACCGUGCCACCUACGGUAUAGCUACUUCCCUAUAGGGAAAUUCGCUAAAAAGUUGUUAAAUUAAUAAUAAAAAGAAAAUUACAAGAGAAUUUUUUACCGUAUACCGGUGUCUACUCUUUAAUCCAUGCUAAAAUCCAUUUAAGGCCGUACAUUACAAAAUCCAUUUAAUGUACCCAUUAGUCCGGUAGUGAAUUAGCAAAUGCCCCCUCUUUCAAAUGUUUAAGAAGGUACUUUUCUGUAAAGUUUUUCUACAGUUAACUUUGAAAAAAAACUUAGGCUAUAAUAUUAACAAUAGGUAUGCAUUAACAGACAAACAAUGAAAUGUGAGAGUAACAGAAAAUGAUUUUUUUACAUAAUUUAACGUAAACAAAAACUAUCGAUAGUCCAAUACUAUCGACCCACUAUCGAUAUUUUUAAACUAUCGAUACUAUCGAUAGUACUAUCGAUAGUAAGUUUUCACUACUCAAAAGAAUCAACAUAUCAAAUCAAAUGAAAUCUAACUCAUAAUUAGUUUGUCACAAACUGAUAAAACUACACCGUAACUCCCAAAUCUGACAGGGCCCGACCCUGAACCCCAACGCUCAGCUCAGCUGAAGUAUAAUUCUUUUAAAAGUUAGUCUUGCUUGUCAACCAUGCAGCCUCACAGUUGUGAUAAUACUUAUUGAAGUGCCUGUUCUGACAAGAGAGGUAUUAUUAAUUUUCUUAAUUAUUCAUGCACAGAUGAUGCAUUUCUUGCUAAGUUAAAAUAGUGACUUAAUACUGUAAAUCAUAAACGUUGUAUAAUGUAUUUAUUCAUUUCAUAACAUAUUUGACAAUUCAUUCUGACUCAUAAAAAAAUCAAGGAAUAUAAAAUAUAAAAUAUGUAAACUUAACUUCCCAACACCAGGAAUAGGCCUGGUAUAAAACUAGUAGGUCGUCUUCUUGUUCCCGAGUUUCAUUAGUUCUCAAAUGGUCAAUAUAUACAUACAUGUCUUGUUCGGCUAUCAACUAUGACUAGGUAUGUCAUAGGGCUUACAACGUUUGUUACCACCCCAGAUUGUCAAAUAUUUUUCUCUUGUCGCACAUUUUUGACAAACACCUUGUUGUGUAACACGAUUGAUGUCGGUUUUCCCCGGUGUACAUUGAUAGAAUUUUUCAGGUUAUCCUGUUAAGUUUGCAUUUCUUGAGCCAAAUGAGGUUUUAGAAGUGAUAGGUGAGUUUUAUGUUUGAAUUUCAAGAAUAAUUCAGAUGGUGUCGAUCCAGUUGUAGUAUGAGGGGGAUUCCGGUACACAAACAAGAAGAAUCUAUUCUGUGUUGCAGGGGUCUCUGGGUGUGUUGUUGUUCAUCAUGGAGCAUUUGUUUUAAGAAAGCGUGUUUAACUGUUUGGUCAGUUUGCUCUGCCAGCCCGUUGGAAGCAGGAUGAUAUGCCGGGGUUAGGGUAUGACAAACUCCAUUAGCCUCUAAAAAUUGUUUGAAUUCAUCUGAUCGAAAUUGGGACCCGCCAUCUGUCACCACAGUAGAGGCCAGUCCAUAGGCUGCGAAGCAAUGUCUUAGUUUGUCAAAAUUGUCUGUUUUGAUGUCGUACCGGGCAUAUGGAACACUUCUACCCACUUGGAGUAGCAAACUGCAAUUAUUAAAAAUGCUUUCCCUUCAAAGUUAGGGAAGUCCAGAUGAAUUCUCAUCCAGCUUUGUUGAGGCCAUGACCAAGUUUGUAGGGGAGGAAUUUAUGAAACUUUUUGACGGCCACAACCAAUGACAGGGCCUCUUUUUCAAUUUGGGUGUAUUUAGCCUCACUUUUGGUAAGUGUUCGUGAGGCAAAUGCUAUAGGCCUCUCUGAACCGUUCAGCAUUUUAUGGGCAAUCACACACCCAACUCCAUAGCUUGAGCUAUCACAGGUUACAAUCACAUCUAGGCUUGGGUUAAAGGGAAUCAAAAAAUUGUUCAUAACAAGUUUGUUUGUUCCAUUCGUCACAAUCAAUAGUCCACGAUCAAUCUACCUCUUUACCGAGCAGAUGGUACAAACCAUAAAAAUGAACUAGUCCUAAAAAUUACCUGAGUUGUACAACAUUUCUACUGGUUUUGGAGCAUUCAAAAUUGCUUUUGUUAAGGGUGUUUGGUCAAAAAUUUGAUGUCUUAUUUUUUGUUAUUGUUCAAUUGUACUAAAAAUUAGAGAUAC